AUGCCAUGUGCACAGAGGAGCUGGCUUGCAAAGCUCUCCGUGGUGGCUCAGCUCCUAAACUUGGGGGCCCUUUGCUAUGGGAGACAACCUCAGCCGGGCCCUGUGCUCUUCCCGGACAGGAGGCAAGAGCAUUUUGUCAAGGCCCUGCCAGAAUACCACGUGGUGGCUCCUGUCCGAGUCGACGCAAGUGGGCACUUUCUAUCUUAUGGCUUGCACCAUCCUGUCACCAGCAGCAGGAGGAAGAGAGAUUUGGAUGGCCCAGAGGACCGGGUGUACUAUAGUAUUUCCCAUGAGGAGAAGGACCUGUUUUUUAACUUGACGGUCAAUCAGGGAUUACUUUCCAAAAGUUACAUCGUGGAGAGGAGAUAUGGGAACCUCUCCCAUGUGAAGAUGGAGGCUUCCUCGGGUCCCCCCUGCCAUCUCAGGGGCACAGUUCUGCAGCAAGGUACCAGGGUUGGGACUGCAGCCCUCAGUGCCUGCCAUGGACUGACUGGAUUUUUCCAUCUGCCACAUGGAGACUUUUUCAUUGAGCCUGUCAAAAAUCAUCUGCUGGCUGAGGGAGUAUACCACCCACAUGUCAUGUACAGGAGGCAGAGGCCGGGCGUCCCAGAGAUGAAGGAGCCAACCUGCGGAUUAAAGGACAGUCUUGGCACCUCCCAGAAGCAAGAGCUACAGCGAGAGAAGUGGGAGAGGAGCAAGCUGCCAGGCAGAAGCCUCUCUCGGCGUUCCAUCAGCAAGGAGAGGUGGGUGGAGACACUGGUGGUGGCCGACACGAAGAUGAUUGAGUACCAUGGGAGCGAGAAUGUGGAGUCCUAUAUCCUCACCAUCAUGAACAUGGUCACCGGGUUGUUCCAUAACCCAAGCAUUGGCAAUGCAAUUCACAUCGUUGUGGUUCGGCUCAUUCUACUUGAGGAAGAAGAGCAAGGAUUGAAAAUAGUUCACCAUGCAGAGAAGACACUGUCCAGCUUCUGUAAGUGGCAGAAGAGCAUCAAUCCCAAGAGUGACCUCAACCCUGCCCAUCAUGACGUGGCCGUCCUUCUCACCAGAAAAGACAUCUGUGCUGGUGUCAAUCGCCCCUGUGAGACUCUGGGUCUGUCCCACCUGUCGGGAAUGUGCCAGCCUCACUGGAGUUGUAACAUCAAUGAAGAUUCUGGACUCCCCUUGGCUUUCACAAUUGCCCAUGAGCUUGGACACAGCUUCGGCAUCCAGCAUGACGGGAAGGAAAAUGACUGUGAGCCUGUGGGCAGGCACCCGUCCAUCAUGUCCCGCCAGCUCCAGUACAAUCCCACCCCACUGACGUGGUCCAAGUGCAGCAAGGAGUACAUCACCCGCUUCCUGGACCGAGGCUGGGGGUUCUGUCUUGAUGACAACCCCAAAAAGAAAGGCUUGAAGUCCAACGUCAUUGCCCCUGGAGUGAUCUAUGAUGUUCACCACCAAUGCCAGCUGCAGUAUGGCCCCAAUGCUACCUUCUGCCAGGAAGUAGAAAAUGUUUGCCAGACACUGUGGUGCUCUGUGAAAGGCUUUUGUCGCUCCAAGCUGGACGCUGCUGCAGACGGGACGCGAUGUGGUGAGAAGAAGUGGUGUAUGGCUGGCAAGUGUAUCACAGUGGGCAAGAAACCAGAGAGUAUUCCCGGAGGCUGGGGCCGCUGGUCACCCUGGUCCCACUGUUCCAGGACCUGUGGAGCUGGAGCCCAGAGUGCAGAGAGGCUCUGCAACAACCCUGAACCAAAGUUUGGAGGGAAGUACUGCACUGGAGAAAGAAAACGCUAUCGCUUGUGCAACAUUCACCCCUGUCGCCCGGAUACACCAACAUUUCGGCAGAUGCAGUGCAGUGAGUUUGACACUGUUCCCUACAAGAAUGAAUUCUACCACUGGUUUCCAGUUUUUAAUCCAGCACGUCCUUGUGAGCUCUACUGCCGACCCAUAGAUGGCCAGUUUUCCGAGAAAAUGCUGGAUGCUGUCACUGAUGGUACCCCUUGCUUUGAAGGCGGCAACAGCAGAAAUGUCUGUAUUAAUGGCAUAUGUAAGAUGGUCGGCUGUGACUAUGAGAUCGAUUCCAACGCCACAGAGGAUCGCUGUGGCGUGUGCCUUGGGGAUGGCUCAGCCUGUCAGACCGUGAAGAAGGUGUUUCAACAGAAAGAAGGAUCAGGUUAUGUUGACAUCGGGCUGAUUCCAAAAGGAGCCAGGGACAUACGGGUAAUGGAGGUUGAGGGAGCUGGAAACUUUCUGGCCAUCAGGAGUGAAGACCCUGAAAAAUAUUACCUCAAUGGAGGAUUUAUUAUCCAGUGGAAUGGGAACUACAAGCUGGCAGGGACCAUCUUUCAAUAUGACAGGAAAGGAGACCUGGAGAAACUGAUGGCCACAGGUCCCACCAAUGAGUCAGUGUGGAUCCAGCUUCUAUUCCAGGUGACUAACCCUGGCAUCAAGUAUGAGUACACAAUCCGGAAAGAUGGCCUUGACAAUGACGUCGAAAAGCUGGUGUAUUUCUGGCAGUAUGGCCGCUGGACAGAGUGCAGUGUAACGUGUGGGAUGGGUAUACGCCGCCAGACUGCCCAUUGCGUGAAGAAGGGUCACGGGAUGGUGAAAGCUACCUUCUGUGACCCAGAAACACAACCCAAUGGGAGACAGAAGAAGUGCCAUGAAAAGGAUUGUCCACCCAGGUGGUGGGCAGGGGAGUGGGAAGCAUGUUCGGCGACAUGUGGGCCCCAUGGAGAGAAGAAGCGAACAGUGCUGUGCAUCCAGACCGUGGGCUCUGAUGAGCAGCAGGCUCUCCCGGCUCAAGACUGCCAGCACCUGCUGAAGCCCAAGACCCUCACAUCCUGCAACAGAGACGUCUUGUGUCCAUCGGACUGGACAGUGGGCAACUGGAGUCAGUGUUCUGUUUCCUGUGGUGGCGGAGUGCGGAUUCGCAGUGUCACGUGUGCCAAGAACCACAAUGAGCCCUGCGAUGUGACAAGGAAACCCAAUAGCCGAGCUCUAUGUGGCCUCCAGCAAUGCCCAUCUAGCCGGAGAAUUCUAAAACCCAACAGAGGCACGAUCUCCAAUGGGAAAAAGCUACCAACAACUGACCCCUUCAAGCCCAUCCCUCCAACUACACCCAGUCCUAGGGUGCUGACUACACCCAGUCCUAGGAUGCUGACUACGCCCACAGUGCCUGAGCCUAUGAGCACAAGUGCUCUGACGAUUAACAGCCCUGGUCCUACCACAGCCUCCAAAGAAGGAGACCUGGAUGGGAAACAGUGGCAGAAUAGUUCAACCCAAACUGAACUGGGCUCCCAUUAUGUCAUUUCCACUGGAAGUACUUCCCAGCCCAUCCUCAAUUCCUGGUCUUUGAGUACCCAGCCAAAUGAAGAGAAUGUUUCCAAUCCAGACACUGGGCCUAUCUCAGAGGGAGACCUUGUAGUCACAACGAUGAGUGGUUCUGAUUUGUCAACUUCCAGCAAUCCUGUGACAUGGCAGGUGACUCCAUUUUAUAUUCCCUUGACCAAAGAGCCAGAAAUGGAGAUUCAUAGUGGCUCAGGGGAAGACCGUGAACAACCUGAGAAUAAAGAUGAGAACAACUCUGUGACAUGGACCCAGAUCAGAGUACCUGGAAGUGAUGCUCCAGUGGAGAAAAGUACAGAAAUGCCACUUGGACCUCCACCAACACCUUAUCUUAGAGGGGCAUCCCUGUGGCCACCCUUCAGCACAGUGUCAGAAGGACUGGUGCCCAGCCAAAGGCCCACCACUCUCAAAAAUGGUGCACCCAGAGCUGAGGGGAUGGUCACUGAAAAGCCAGCUAACACUCCACUCCCUCUAGGAGGAGACCACCAGCCAGCAUACUCAGAAAAGCCAGUAAACCAUCACCCCCGAGAACUUCCAAGCAACAUGAAUCUAACACAGAGUUCCGGACCAGUCCUGACCGAGGAAGAUGCAACAAGUCUGAUUGCUGAAGGUUUUUUGCUGAAUGCCUCGGAUUACAAGCAGCUCUCAACGGGCCGCAGCCCUGUGUACUGGACUGUUGGAAACUGGAGUAAGUGUUCCACCACGUGUGGCCUGGGGGCCUACUGGUGGAGCAUGCAGUGCAGCACCCAAGUGGAUUCCGACUGCACUGCCCUGCAGAGGCCUGACCCUGCUAAGAGGUGCCACCUCCGUCCCUGCGCUGGCUGGAAAGUGGGAAACUGGAGCAAGUGCUCCAGAAACUGCAGCAGGGGCUUCCAGAUCCGGGAGAUUCAGUGUGUGGACAGCCGGGACCACCGCAGCCUGAGGCCAUUUCACUGCCAGUUCCUGGCUGGCCCUCCUCCUCCUCUGAGCAUGAGCUGCAACCUGGAGCCCUGCGAGGAGUGGCAGGUGGAGCCUUGGAGCCAGUGUUCCAGGUCAUGUGGAGGCGGAAUUCAGAAGAGAGGAGUGACUUGUCCAGGAGGCCUGUGUGACUGGACGAAAAGGCCCACAUCCAUUGCGCCCUGCAAUGGGCACCCUUGCUGUCACUGGGCCACUGGGAACUGGGACCUGUGCACUGCAUCCUGUGGAGGUGGCUUUCAGAAGAGGACUGUCCAUUGUGUUGCCUCAGAAAACAAUAAAACUGAAGACCAGGACCGAUGCCUGUGUGAUCACGAACCCAGACCCCCAGAAUUCCAAAAAUGCAACCAGCAGGCCUGCAGGAAGAAUGCUGAUUUACUUUGCACCAAGGACAAGUUAUCAGCCAGUUUCUGCCAGACACUAAAAACCAUGAAGAAAUGUUCUGUGCCCACCGUGAGGGCUCAGUGCUGCCUCUCAUGUUCCCAGACACACAUCGCCCACACCCAAAGGCCAAGAAAGCGACAGCCACUCAAAAACCCCAGAGCACCCUAA
Lipotes vexillifer (Yangtze River dolphin) is the source of this 4830-nucleotide messenger RNA. RefSeq names its product ADAM metallopeptidase with thrombospondin type 1 motif 12 (gene ADAMTS12). Gene Ontology annotation, biological process: proteolysis; extracellular matrix organization. Gene Ontology annotation, molecular function: metalloendopeptidase activity. Bases 1 to 4830 code for a protein of 1609 amino acids. Lineage: Eukaryota; Metazoa; Chordata; Mammalia; Artiodactyla; Lipotidae. The transcript has 24 exons. Gene Ontology annotation, cellular component: extracellular matrix. The record is from RefSeq and is a predicted model, not a curated record.